CGAUACUAGUUUAUACGACCUAAUUAUAAAGCCGUAUUUUAUUCCAGUUUCAGCGCAUUUCUAGAAGCUAUAUAUCGUAUAAGGCCAUAGUAGUACAAUAUGACCAACUUCAGCAUCAAGAUAGUAUCAGACACCGUCUGUCCAUGGUGCUAUGUCGGCAAGAAGCGUCUAGAUCGGGCCAUCGACCUCUACCGGAAGACGUAUCCCGACGGCAAGGAUGACACCUUCACAAUCUCGUGGUUCCCAUUCUAUUUGGACCCGACGUCGCCGAAGAAGGGCGUUCCGCUCGUCGAGCGCAUGGUCCAGCGUUUCGGCGCCGACAGGUUGGAAGCCAUGCAAAAGCGCCUGGAGCUGAUAGGACGCGAAGAGGGUAUCAACUUCACCUUCAAGGGCAAAAUUGGAAAUACGCGCGACUCGCAUCGUCUGAUCCAGCUCGGCAAGACGAAGGGCAAUGACGUCGAGAGCCGUGUUGUGCUGGAGCUGUUCAAAACGUACUUCGAGGGCGAGGGCGACAUCACCUCGCACGAUACGUUGAUCGAUGCCGCCGAGAAGGCCGGAUUGGACAAGACCGAGGCGAAGGACUGGCUUAGCAGCGAUAAGGGCGGAAAGGAGGUCGACGAGGAGGUCCAACAGGCAUAUGCCAAGGACAUACAUGGCGUACCGCACUUUACCAUUCAGGACAAGUAUGUAAUUGGCGGAGCAGAGGAUCCCCAGACCUUCCUGGAAGCGUUCGCGAGGGCAAAGAAGGGCAAUUGAGAGGGUGCAGGGCCCGUUGGUCGUGAUUAUCGUAGGGUUUGGUAGAUGGCGUU
This is a messenger RNA of Daldinia caldariorum, 809 nucleotides long. RefSeq names its product DSBA oxidoreductase. Gene Ontology annotation, molecular function: oxidoreductase activity. The record is from RefSeq and is a predicted model, not a curated record. Lineage: Eukaryota; Fungi; Ascomycota; Sordariomycetes; Xylariales; Hypoxylaceae. The transcript is spliced from 2 exons. Bases 100 to 756 code for a protein of 218 amino acids.